CAGAUCUCUGAGGACCAGGAGCGAAUUGAACAGAGACAAAUUGAACGACAGAAAAAUAUCAAAGACUACUGUGGAAGACACGUUGGAAAGAGCAAACAAGGCGAGACUAUGUCCAGAGAGCUUCUGGGUCAUUUAAUCGUUAACGACAAGUAUAAAGUUAUCUACUGCUAUAUUCCCAAGGUUGCCUGUUCUCAAUGGAAGCGUGUCUUUCUUGAUCUUGAAAACCGAGCCAAGGUGAGAGAUGAACACUCUAAGAGUAAUUUUAAGUUCCUUCAAAAGUAUUCCGACGAGGGUGUUAAAAUGAGGCUUCAAUCCUACUAUAAGUUUCUUUUUGUUCGAGAGCCUUUCGAAAGGCUUUUGUCAGCGUAUGAAAACAAGUUUGUAAAACGGCAAUGGCCAUGGCGUUAUAUUUGGAAGUUGGAGAAGGCCAUUUAUAAUAAAUUCAGUCACGUUGAUCCUAGCGCCGGCUGGAAUGUGACAUUCAAGAGAUUUGUUUAUUUCUUGAACGAUUUUGGAUUUAAUCGAGACGAGCAUUGGGCACCUUACAGACGACUUUGUUUCCCAUGUGACAUAGAAUACGAUUUUAUCGGCCAUUUCAAAGACAUGCCGGAAGAAGCUGCUUACGUACUAAAAAAAACUGGAAUGGAUAAAGAGGUUAUUUUUCCUGAGUUUGUAACCCACAAUACAACGGAUAAACUGCUCCAAAAAUAUGCACCAGUUCCCAGAGAGAAGAUUGCAGAACUGGCCAAGGCCUUUGAAGAAGACUUUGAAAUGUUUAAUUAUAAUUUCCCAGGGCCUCUUUCUAGCCUUAUGGAAGAUUAA
Porites lobata is the source of this 822-nucleotide messenger RNA. Lineage: Eukaryota; Metazoa; Cnidaria; Anthozoa; Scleractinia; Poritidae. The record is from the annotation of a GenBank genome assembly.